UUAGAAUGCUGCAGCAGGAGUGUAAUGAUACAUUCGAUGAAUAUAAAUAAUGUAUUGUGUGUGUUUCGACUAAUUUUCUUAAAGUUUAUAAUAACUUUGUGUUAUCUCUGUUAAAACGGUUCAAAUGGAUUUUUAAUCAGUUAAAAUUGUGUCUUAGAAGAAUGUUGGAUGUAUUAUCAAGUAUUUGCGCUGAAAAAUUUACCAUUCUUUGUGAAGAUAUACGACAUUGAAAUUAAAAAGAUUUGUAGUGAGGUGAAGUGAAAUUUAGUAUAGUAUGAAGUGCCGAUAACAAAAGACUUUAAGACGUACUUAAUAUUGUUUAUCGAAAUAUGAGUUGUUACUGUAGCUAUAAACUCUGUACGAGUCAUAACAAAUUAAGGUUAGGUAUGCGUCGUAAAUUGCAUAUUAUAUCCUCUCGAUACGUUACAUUGAUUACAUGAAACAACAUGUACAAUUCAGGUAGUUUAAGGACAACCUCUUUCAACAUUCUAAUGGUGCAUAUCGCCCUGUGCACAUAUUAGAUAUAUAAUUCUAAUAUCUACACGAUAUGUUUCUAUGCUGAUUACUCCAAAAGAUAUAAACAUGGCAGAUCGAGAUUAUGAAAUGGGUUCAGCUACAGAAACGAUGGUAAAUGAUUUUGACGAUGAACGCACUUUAGACGAAGAAGAAGCUUUAGAAGGUAGUGAAGAUUCUCACAACGAGUUGUCCAACUUGCAAAAGGAAGGUGAUAUGCCACUAAAAGAUCUACUUGCAAUGUACGGAUACGGAGAUCCGUCGACGGAAAAUUCGAACAGUUCGGAUCGAAUGUUAAUUCCAUCUGGAAGCGGUGAUCCGGAAGUCGAAGGACAGUAUUCGGAUAAGGGUGACAAUGAUGCGGACGACGACGACGACGAUGACGAAGCAGACGCAACUAGUAACGAGCCAGAUCUCAAACAAUUUUAUACAGAAAUGUUGGUGAAAGGAAAAGAUUCGACGUCCUUGGUAUCAGGAUCAACGAUAAAAGGAAGCGGUGCCAGUAGCGUAGGUACUGGAGACAAUAGUAGACGACAUAGGAUUCACGACGAUGAUGACGACGAUGAAGAAGGUGAAGCUGAAGAAUGUUCUAUGAUCGAUGGCUGUAGUAACAAUGAAAAUGCAAGAACGACUACAACGAUAGGAAGUACUGUUUCCGCUAAGUGUAGCAGUAUAACUGGACUUGGAAGCUGUACAACAGACGAUAAUACUGUUACCGGAGUAGAAGGUAGCGUCGGAAGUGGCACGGUAGACGGAGGAGAAGAUGGAAUAAUUAGCAGCGGUAUAGGCAGUGGUACUUCAAGGUUACUGCGAAGCGUAUCACGACCACAGAGCGAGGAGGAAGAAGACGAUUGCGAUUAUAGUCCAGAUGAAGAGGAUUGGAAGAAGACAAUCAUGGUUGGUAGCGAUUAUCAAGCAGCUAUACCGGAAGGUCUUUGUCGUUACGAUGACGCAUUACCUUACGAAAACGAGGACAAAAUGUUAUGGGAUCCCAGCCAUAUACCUGAAGAAGAAACCGAAGAAUUUUUAGAACGGGCACAGUUACCAGCUGUAAAAGGCGGUUCUCUACCUACAGGAUCUCACAUUAGAGACGACGAGCAAGCAUUGUAUCUAUUGCUACAAUGUGGUUACAAUCUUGAAGAAGCUUUAAGAAGACGUAGAAUGAACGUUGUGCCGCCUACGGAUGCAGUUAGCCUUUGGUCGGAAGAGGAAUGUCAUAAUUUUGAGUCUGGAUUGCGAAGUUACGGGAAAGAUUUUCAUCUGAUACAAAAGAACAAGGUCAGAACGCGAUCUGUUGGGGAGUUAGUGCAAUUUUAUUACCUGUGGAAGAAAACGGAGCGUCACGAUAUAUUUACGUUCAAGGCUCGUUUAGAAAAGAAGAAGUAUGCCUUGCAUCCUGGCAUCACCAGGGACUAUAUGGACCGAUUCCUGGAGGAGCAGGAGGGUGUUCGCGAUCGCAGCAGUUCACCGAAUGUUCAUUGUUUAUUGUACGGUGACGCCAAGCGACAAAGGUCAACCCCCAGCGUUGCGAAUAACGAUGAAUCAAAAGCUACGGAACCAUGGGAUAGUGCUGCGGUCGAUCCUUUAGCGGAUCUCAAUGGACCAACACCACCCCCACCGCCACCUCCACCUCCACCUCCACCGCCGUCAACGACAGCCACUGCCACCGUUUCACCUUCAGGUUCGGUUUCAACUCCAUUGACAACACCCGCGUAUUGUACUCCGUCGACUCGACAUUCGGACUGUCCAGUGUCCGACACCAGCUGUACUAUUUCACACGCUUGGCCGAACUUGACAUCUCGGAGUAAUUCUACCUCCUCCAUCGUGACGACGAUCACCAUCAAUACGACAACAGCCAGCACCACCCCGACAGUUACGGCCGUUGGAAUCGCGAGCACGGUUACAACCAGUUCCGUCGUCACAUCUGUUACCUCGAAUAAUUUUUAUCAUUCGCGAGCGACGUCGAGAAGCAACGAUUCCCACGAUUCACCAUCGCCAGAGAACAUUUUACCUCAUUUGCCUCCUUAGCGUCAAAUGCGACCUUCGGGUUUCCAGCCUGGAAGGCGUCAAAUGUCAAUGCGCGACGCGUUCAACUCAUCGAUCGCGUCACCGCUAUCAUCGUAACAUAUAAUAUUCGUUAAUAUCACGAAUUAUAUUUUUAUACUGUAUCGUAGUAUGACUAUCGAUCGCGGCAGCGAAAGGAGAUUUCUUUCGCUAAAUGAACAGAGAGGUAUUAAAAGUACGUUAGUUAACUGAAAAAAAAAGGAAAAAGAAAUAAGAAACAGUCGAAUGGUAAGUCGCAUGUGGACACGAAUUGCUAAGCUUUUUCCAUUUUCUGCUUUCUACUUUUCGAUAACUAUCUCUAUCGUUAUCCGUAGAUAAAGUUUAACGAAGAAACAUGAGUUUAAAUUAUUUACAUCCAUUCGCGUUUUCAGAUUUAUAAACGUUUAAGUGUUAUCCAAGCGAACAAACGAUCAAUUGCCAUCACAGAAUUGUAACACCGGGGGAAAUUUAUAAAGGGUAACCGUUAACGUUAUCUUAUCACGUGUCUGAGUGCUAACUGUACAAAAAUCCAGUUCCACGAUGCGGUCACAUGAAUCAGACGAAGUAAGAUCUCUCGAUAAUCGUUUGACAUGUUUAAAUUAAAUGAGAUUCGCUGAAAACUUGUUCCUUCUUUUAUUUGUAUCGAGGAAGCAUCGAAAGUGUCCAAGUGUCUUUAAAGAUCGAUACGAAUAUCGUUCGUUGGACACUUUUAUAGUGUCGACGGCAAUCACCCUCGAUUUAUUCUUUUCAUCAAACUUUUUUUAUCCUUUAUACGAUACCAAGCACGAAAAACUAUAAUAAAAAUCGUUACUUUAUUAAGAA
Hylaeus volcanicus is the source of this 3378-nucleotide messenger RNA. RefSeq names its product mesoderm induction early response protein 1. NCBI's taxonomy places the organism in Eukaryota, Metazoa, Arthropoda, Insecta, Hymenoptera, Colletidae. The transcript has 5 exons. Gene Ontology annotation, biological process: negative regulation of transcription by RNA polymerase II. The record is from RefSeq and is a predicted model, not a curated record. The coding region runs from base 556 to 2541 and encodes 661 amino acids. Gene Ontology annotation, cellular component: nucleoplasm. Gene Ontology annotation, molecular function: transcription corepressor activity; histone deacetylase binding.